AUGCGAAAAGCACUAAGAGCUGAACCUCUCGAGAUUCAGAGUGUGGGCAGCCACGCUUUCGAGGUCUGGACGCCUGGCUGGUCUUCCAUGGAGUCAGAGAUCCAGGAGGCAGCGAACUUGCGAAGCGCUGUUCGGAUACGUCUGCAGACGGCGGCAGAAAGAGCGACCACGCUGGAGGACGAACAGUUUCCGAAAGCCACGUGUAGGAUGAGAGGACCAGCGGUAAAGAUUACACGAGUGGUCACCAGUGGCUCUGAAGUCGAAGCCGUGCCGAAAGACCCCUUGCUGGAGACGUCAACUCGAGAGGGCGCCCUUGCUUUCCUGGAGCUUCUGGCGCUGUUGGCGGCUGCUCCCGAUGACGGUCAGGAGGGCGGUGGCCAAGCUGCCGCGACAUCCCCAUUCUUCAUCCAAGAAGCUUCGGACAAUCAAGGAGGCGAGAGAGAUGGAGGGAUGGAUGAACACACAGGUGCAUGCAUCAGCGGGUAUGCAGAUCGACAGACAAAGCUAGGGCCAGGCGGAGAUGGUUUUCUGGCGGACGUGUCAGGUCAUCCGAAGAAGCUGCUACAAGUCAUGGUCUUAGGAUCCGUCGCUGACCCGGGAGCUGCCCUUGCGUUGGCAGGCGUUGACGACGAUGUAGACAAGUUCAUGUUGGAACAGAUCCGGGAGCUGCUUGAUGAAGCCGAGUGGGAGGAUGCCUAUGAGAAGUGCUCUACCGGCCUACUCUUCUUUGGCGAGCUGCAACCUGGCCUGCUUGGGGCACCGGUGCCAGCGACAGCUUCCAGGAACGGAAAGGCGCUGCGGCUGCUUCGUGCGAGGGCAAUGGUCGGUGCAGGCUUCGCAGGCGCCGCAGCCGAAGAGGUGGCCGCUCUGCAGGACCAACCAGGAGCUGCCGAAAUCUUGGGCCGUGCAGCUCAGACACAACGGAGGUACCCUGAGGCGGAGCUACAGUUGCGCCGUGCCGCCAGCGAGGCGUCGGAUGUCGCUGCUGAGGAACUCGCAGCGGCGAGUGCCUACUGCUCCACCGGGGCACGGCAGCAACACGGCGAGGUGGAUGUUCUGCAGCUUCUGAAGAUGCACGAGGCCUUGGAAUGCAGGCCGUUGUCCGACAGCUGCGGGCCGCUUCACUUCGUCUCUCCCUUGGUGGCCCGGCGAUGGCUCGGGGCCGCGAGGGGUCGGGGCGUGGUGGCGCAGGAGGCGAUGGAGGAAGGCAGGGCUGAGUCUUUUCAUAUCCGGCAGGUGCUCGCGCGUCUAUGCAUGGAUGAGUGCUACAUGCGAAGACUUGUACCCGGUGGUUUUGAGGGUUGA
This is a messenger RNA of Symbiodinium sp. CCMP2456, 1305 nucleotides long. Lineage: Eukaryota; Dinophyceae; Suessiales; Symbiodiniaceae. The record is from the annotation of a GenBank genome assembly.